AUGAAGGCGAUGGAGACUAUACAGGAUCUGAUCGAGGAAGCCAAAGUACGAACCGUAUGGUGGGGCUUAUGCAUCUUCUCCGUCACAUACUUCUUGACCCAUACAAGCAAGUCUAUGUGGAUGAAUUUGCCAAUGGCAAUCCUCAUACUCUGCGGUCUGCGGAUACUUUUUAAUCAGAUUGACUUCAGAUGGAAAGUUCGGCCAACUCCAAGGCAAAGCCAGUCGUCUUAUAUCGAUAAGAAGCAGUUGUCUUUGAAUGAUCCGCGUCUCUCUACUGUCCCACCUCCUCCAAGGUGGAAGAAGAAAAUCGACUCACCUGUAGUGGAAGCUGCGAUAAACGAUUUCAUCGACAAGAUCCUUAACGAUUUCGUGAUAAAUCUGUGGUACUCUCUGAUCACGCCUGAUAGAGAGGCGCCUGAACUGAUCCGUGGAGUGAUCAUGGAUGCUCUUGGUGAAAUUUCAGUAAGGGUUAAAGAGAUCAAUAUCGUCGACCUUGUAACCAGGGAUAUAGUUGAUCUGAUAGGUGAUCAUUUGGAAAUUUUUAGAAGAAACCAUGCUGCUAUAGGUACUGAUGUUAUGAAGACAUUGUCUUCUGAGGAGAGAGAUGAAAGAUUAAAAUACCAUCUUAUGACUUAUGGAGAUCUCUAUCCUGCACUUAUAUCACCUGAGAGUGAGUACAAGGUUCUUCAGAAAAUAGUUGCUGGCAUCUUAUCUGUGGUUCUCAGACCACGAGAAGCUCAGUGCCCUCUUGUUCGAACGAUAGCUAGAGAGAUUGUUACUUGCUUGGUAGUUCAACCUCUUCUGAAUUUGGCAUCCCCCGAGCGUAUCAAUGAGGUGAUUGAGAUCGUUAUCAAUCUUGUUAAAGAGGGAAACUUUGAGCAGUUUUCUGGGGAAGAACAGCAUGUGAACCCUGCCUCAUUGUCAGCUUUCGAUAAUCAAGCAAAAAACAUGAGUUUGACAAAAGUUAAUGAGCAGAAAACACCAUCCAAAGACGAUGAAAGACAGCCGGAACUGCACAUUCAACAGCACUCUGCUGAUUGGGCUCGGAUGCUAGAGGUCGCGACGCAAAGGAGAACUGAGGUUCUCACUCCCGAAAACCUUGAAAACAUGUGGACGAAAGGAAGAAACUACAAAAAGAAGGAGUACAAAAAAUCUCUGAAGAAGGGUUCCUUGUCUAGUAAUCAAUUAGAGGCCAAACAGAAAAGUCAUAGCUCCAUACCCGGGACUUCUACUGCAGCAGAAGACAAAGCAGUGGCAAAUUUGCCCCCUAAAGCAAGUAUUGAUAAGGAGUCGCAAGCGCAGAUGGCUGAGGGUUUUAGUAAAUCAGUUUCAUAUGAAGGAAGGCGCCACAUCUAUGAGGUUGAUGUUAGAAAGGAAUCUCCUUCUGAUGGAAAUAAAAAUAGGCUUAAGAGAUCCAAUAGUACAUCGGAUCUUACUUUAAAUCCUGACACAAGGCUGGCACUAUUAGGAGUCGGUGAGGGGCCUCUUAUCACAGAGUUCUACACCACUGAUUUUAUCAAGCACAAUGAGAAUUAUACAAGUGAUAAUAGAUCCCCAAACAUGCUUCCUCACAAAGAGAGUCAGCAUUGCCCAAAGCUGAAAUCUCGGGUUCUUGGAGCUUAUUUUGAGAAGCUGGCAUCAAAAUCAUUUGCAGUAUAUUCUAUUGCAGUGACAGAUAUGGAAAACAAAACUUGGUUUGUCAAGAGAAGAUAUAGUAAUUUCGAGCGAUUGCAUCGUCAACUCAAAGAAAUCCCAAAUUACAAUUUACAGUUGCCUCCCAAGCGUAUAUUCUCAUCAAGCACCGAAGAUGCCUUUGUUCAUCGCCGCUGUAUUCAGCUGGACAAGUUUCUACAAGAUCUCUUGUCUAUAGCUAAUGUUGCUGAACAGCAUGAAGUUUGGGAUUUUCUAAGUGCGUCCUCAAAAAAUUAUUCUUUUGGAAAGUCUUCAUCGGUGAUGAAAACUCUUGCAGUUAACGUUGAUGAUGCCAUGGACGAUAUUGUGCGUCAGUUUAAAGGGGUCUCAGAUGGCCUUAUGCGCAAAGUUGUAGGAUCACCACUCGAAGAAAGUGAUAGUGCUCCUGCUCGCCACAUGUCCUGGAGUGUACACGAUAUAAACACUCAGCUGACUAAGGGAAUUGCAACUGAAUCAAUGAACAGCAGCAUUUCUGAUAAUGAAGACAUUGAUAAACUUGGAGAGAGUACCCAAGGGGAAGGUAGACUUGAUUCAGAAGCUAAUGGUUGGCACUCAGAUAAUGAAUUGGACUCUAAGUAUUUCCCACCGAGAGUGGUUAGACGUCUUGGAGAGCCUGAGAAUUUUCCUUCGGAUAUGGAAAAUGAUUCUAAGGCAAAAUCUGAAGUAAGGGGGUCCCCCGAUUCGCAGCAUCAGCAUGCCGAUCUAUCGACAAGUUUGGUUCAAAGUCCUACUGGCAUGCCACCCGAGUGGAUGCCGCCGAAUGUCAGUGUGCCAAUUUUGAACCUAGUUGAUAAAGUGUUUCAGUUAAAUAGAAGAGGAUGGUUAAGGAGGCAAGUUUUCUGGAUAUCAAAGCAGAUAUUACAGUUGGUUAUGGAAGAUGCUGUGGAUGACUGGCUUCUGAGGGAGGUGUGUUGGCUGCGGAGUGAAGACACAGUCGCUCAAGGAAUUCGUUGGGCUCAAGAUAUUCUUUGGCCAGAUGGCGUAUUCUUUACCAGAGUGGGUGACGGUCAAGAGGCAACGGAUGAGACCGACCCGAGUGCAAACACUUUCCAAAUGGCAGGCCAACUUGGUGGCAUGAAGGUGACUAAACCCAGUUCCUAUGAGCAGCAACUCGAGGCUUCACGUAGAGCUUUUGAAAUCAAGAACUUCCUUUUCGGUGGCGCCCCAACAGCGUUAGUGAGCUUGGUAGGGCACAAGCAGUACAGGAGAUGCGCGAGAGACAUCUUUUAUUUCACUCAGUCAAACGUAUGCAUAAAGCAACUAACAUUUGCAAUACUGGAGCUGCUACUCCGAACGGUGUUCCCCGAGCUGCAAGAUCUUCUGAGAGACAUAAGGGAGAAUCCGUAA
This is a messenger RNA of Microthlaspi erraticum, 3039 nucleotides long. The record is from the annotation of a GenBank genome assembly. Lineage: Eukaryota; Viridiplantae; Streptophyta; Magnoliopsida; Brassicales; Brassicaceae.